This is a messenger RNA of Fragaria vesca subsp. vesca, 1239 nucleotides long. Its product is annotated as protein DEHYDRATION-INDUCED 19 homolog 3-like. The record is from RefSeq and is a predicted model, not a curated record. Lineage: Eukaryota; Viridiplantae; Streptophyta; Magnoliopsida; Rosales; Rosaceae. The transcript has 5 exons. Bases 307 to 987 code for a protein of 226 amino acids.
AAACAAGGAGCUGUAAAAUUCUCCAUAUUCGCUUUCACUGCUUCUCUUUGGACAUUUGUCACAUUCACCGCACUCGUCUCCCAACUCAUCUAAAUACCCAAAUUUAACCAUCUCUCUCUCAUCUUCUUCAUCUUCUUCUUCGCUGAAUUUAACCACCUCAGCCACCGCCUCCAUCUUCAUCCCUUUCUCUUAAAGCCUCCGUCUUUAUCAUUCCCACCCAAUUCGAUUUUCUGGGUUUCUCUCAGAUCGAGCGAUUUGAAUCACAAAGAUAAAAAUCAAAUUCAAAUUAAAAGACCUAGACAAAUCAUGGACGGUGAUUCCUGGAGCUCUCGUCUUUCCAGCGCCUCUAAGCGUUACCAAUCCGCUCUUCAAUCUCGAUCUGAUAUGUACAUGGGGUUUGAAGAGAUUGACGGGGAUGAUGAUAUAAGGGAGGAAUUCCCAUGCCCAUUUUGCUCAGAAUACUAUGAUAUUGUCGGAUUGUGCUGCCAUAUAGAUGAAGAGCACCCGGUGGAGGCAAAGAAUGGGGUCUGCCCAGUUUGUUCAUUGAGGGUGGGCAUUGAUAUGGUUGCUCACAUUACCUUACAACAUGGAAAUAUAUUCAAGAUAUCCUUCCCUUUUCGCAAGAGGAAAACACGGAAAGGUGGAGCUCAUUUAACACUAUCAUUGUUGAGGAAAGAGCUGCGGGAAGGAAACUUGCAGUCUCUUUUUGGGGGCUCUUCCUGUUUACUUAACAAUGUGGCAGCUGAUCCAUUGUUGUCAUCAUUUAUUUUACCCAUUGCUGAUGAUUUUGUCAGUGUUCAGCCUCAGUUUUCAACUGAAACAAGCUUUUCAACCGAAACAAGCUUACCCAAGAAAAGCACAGAGAAAGUAUUAGAACGAAAAGUGCAGUCGCCUCCUUUGUCUGUCAAGGAUAAGGAAGAGAAAGCAAAAAGAUGUGAGUUUGUUCAAGGGAUGUUGUUGUCAACCAUCCUUGAUGACGGGUUAUGAAGUUUCUUGUGGAGGCCGCCAGGAGUGGAGUUUCACAACCAAGAGCCUUCUGUUCGUUGUUUGUUGCAGAGUAUGCCAAUGUAUGAAACACAGAGUCUGUCGAAUAAGCUGUAGGAGUUCAGUGUUGAGUGUAAUUAUGUGGCAUGUUCGCUUUAGUUUUAUAGGCCUGAACAAAACUUGAUACCCUCUGUUGUUUUCAGGUCGUUAUUAAGUUUAAAGGAAAAAAAGAGAAGAAAGUAAUUUAUCUUUUCA